AUGGGGCAUGAAAAUGUCACAGAAUUUAUCCUCCUGGGACUUUUUAGUGAUGAGCAUGAGAAGGUUGCCUGCUUUGUCCUGUUCUCACUUUUCUGUAUCGCAGUUCUCUCAGGAAACCUGCUCAUUCUUCUCACCAUCAGGGGCAGCCGCCUCAGUGAGCAGCCCAUGUACUUUUUCCUCAGCUACCUGUCCUUCAUGGACAUCUGCUUCACGUCCACGGUGGCCCCCAAACUGAUCACAGACUUACUGGCCGAGCGGUCGACCAUCUCCUACAACGGCUGCUUGUCCCAGAUGUUUUAUGCCCACUUCUUUGGUGCCACUGAGAUCUUCAUCUUGGUGGCCAUGGCCUAUGACCGCUAUGCAGCCAUCUGCAGACCCCUUCACUAUAUGGUCAUCAUGAGCAGACGGGUGUGCUAUGUCCUUGUGACGGCCUCUAUUAUUGGAGCGUUUAUCCAUUCAAUCCUGCAUGUACUGAUUAUUAUUGAACUUCCCUUCUGUGGCCCCAAUCAGAUAGACCAGUAUUUCUGUGAUGUCUUCCCCCUGCUGAAGCUGACCUGCACGGACACCUGCCUGUCAGUCAUCACGAUCAUUACCACCACAGGGGUGCUGUCCAUUUUGACUUUUGUUGCCUUGGUAAUUUCUUACAUCAUCAUCCUGUCCACCCUGAGGACCCGUUCCUCGGAGGGCCGCCGCAAAGCCGUCUCCACCUGCAGCUCACACAUCACUGUUGUGUUCUUGUUCUUCUUGCCCCUCAUCUUCACCUAUGUCCCCACAGCUGAUUCUGUCAGUAACGACAAGGUUUUUGCCCUGUUUUACACCAUGAUUGCCCCCAUGUUCAACCCUCUCAUCUACAUGCUGAGAAACACAGACAUGAAGAAUGCCAUGAGGAAAGUGUGGUGCCGAGACAAACUGUUUGAAGGGAAAUGA
Diceros bicornis minor is the source of this 927-nucleotide messenger RNA. RefSeq names its product olfactory receptor 4P4-like. The record is from RefSeq and is a predicted model, not a curated record. Lineage: Eukaryota; Metazoa; Chordata; Mammalia; Perissodactyla; Rhinocerotidae. The transcript has 2 exons. Gene Ontology annotation, biological process: G protein-coupled receptor signaling pathway. Gene Ontology annotation, molecular function: olfactory receptor activity; G protein-coupled receptor activity. Gene Ontology annotation, cellular component: membrane. The coding region runs from base 1 to 927 and encodes 308 amino acids.